GUCCAAUCAGAUCCUGUUUAUGGCCGUGUUGAGUGUGUUUAGCACAGCGUUAGCACCACGAAGCAGCUGUUUGAGCCGGUUUGUGUAAAAAUGUCGAGCCGAGCGCUGCGGAGACUGAAAGGGAAACAGCGGGGACAGGAGGACCUAAACAUCCGGGACCUGAAACUGACCGGUGGAGAAAGGAAAGGAGUAGAAUUGGAGGAGGAAGAAGAGGAGAGGGAGGAGGAGGAGGAAGAAGAAGAAGAGGAGGUGGUGGUUUUACAGCCGGCUAAGAGCAGCAGGGAGAAAGCGAAGAAGAAGAAGAGCAAAAAUCAGAAAAAUAUCAGCAACAUUUAUGAACUGAUUGGCGAAGCUGCUGAUACCGAUGGCAACAAAACUCAGAGCGAUGACGAGAGCAUCCCAGCACCAGGAAAGCAGGAAAAGUCUGAUUCUAAUGAAAAGACAAACAAUAAGAAAAAGAAGAAGAAAAAGAAGAGAAAAAAGGCGUCUGCUGCAGACGCACCGGAGGAGCCACUUAAAGAUGAUGAUGAUAUAGAUGCAUUACUGGAGACCAUAGAGAAGGAGAACAGUUUGUGUGUUCAGAGUGAGGAUGGUGGAGUUUCAGGACACAGACCUUUGCUUUAUGUGGAACACAGGAAUCUUAACCCUGAGAAUGAACUAAAGAGAUAUUUUGGAGCUCGUGCUGUGCUUGGAGACCAAAGACCCAGGCAAAGACAGAGACAGUUUCAUCGCAGCACGUGGAUGACCGCCCCGAAAGACACGUGGGCUCGCUUUAGUCGACCAGGCAUCUCCAUGAGUCUGCUGGAGUCAAAAUAUGGCCUCCACUUCUUUGCGUUCGAGCACAGUCGCGAUUACCAGCAAGUCCAGUUCAAGUUCUUCGACGCUGUGGAAUCUAUGGAGCCGAAUAACAUCGUGGCCCUGCUGCAGCUUAACCCCUACCACAUCGACUCUCUGCUGCAACUCUCCGACGUGUGUCGCAUUCAGGAGGACCAGGAGACGGCCCGAGACCUGAUCGAGAGGGCUCUGUACAGCUUCGAGUGUGCAUUCCACCCCAUGUUUAGCCUCACCUCAGGGAGCAGCAGGUUGGACUACCGGAGAGCAGAGAACAGGGCUUUUUAUCUGGCGGUAUACAAGCACAUGAUGUUCCUGGAGAAAAGAGGAUGUCCACGUACAGCUCUUGAGUAUUGCAAACUCAUCCUGAGUCUGGACCCAGACGGCGAUCCUCUGUGCAUGCUGUUGCUGAUUGAUUUUCUGUGUCUGCGCUGUCGAGAAUACACCUUUCUCAUCCGACUGUAUGAUGAGUGGGAGGUACAUCGGAACCUGUCCCAGCUGCCUAACUUUGCCUUCUCGGUAGCUCUGGCUUGCUACCACGUGAGUCAGCAAGAGGAGACGACACCUGAGGAGAGCCAACGCAUGAAGCUCAGAUCUGACACACUGCUGCAGGAUGCGCUCAUCUUCUUCCCUGGAGUGCUGAUGCCUUUGCUGGACCAGUGCUCAGUCCAGCCCGAUGCUGCCGUUUCCUGUCAUGCCUUCUUUGGUCCUAAAAGUCGUUUGGGGCAGCCCCCUGCUCUGUCGGAGCUCCUGGGUCUGUACCUGGGUCGCUGUCACAGCCUGUGGAAGGAGGCCGGAGUGAUGCUGUGGAUGGAGGGAAAUGUCCGGGAGGUGUUGAGGAGGGUCGAUAAUAAGGACCCAGUGGUGGAGGACUGCCAGAACAAGAGGAAGCAGAGAUACCAGAUCGCUCCCAGGAACGUUCACAGACACGUACUUCUGUCUGAAAUUAAGGAGGCCACAUCUGCACUGCCUCUGGAAGUGACCACACAACCAGUGAUGAGUUACGAUCCACUUCCUCCUCUAGAUGAUAUCGUUUCUUACACCAGGCCAGAGAGGCAGAAUCCGAGAGCCUCAAAUGAGAGCACUUUGUCGCUGUUCUUCCGCUCUUUGUUGCCCAACUUCAACCUGCAGGGUGGACAGAGACCUGAGGAUGACCUCGAAGUACCACAUGCAGGUCGAGAACUGAACCAGGAAGUGAACCGGUUGAUGGUGGCCAUGAGGGACAUGCUGGCUAAUAUCCAAUUCCAGGAUCCACCCAGGGACGAUAACGUAGACCGAGACGAGGAGGAAUGGGACUGAGACGGGGGAUGAUGAGGAGAAAAUUUAUAACAAAAGACAAUGUGACAAGUUUAGGUGGAAAACAAGAAAUCUGUACAGUCAGUAUAUUUCUAUCCUGUUUCUUCUUCCAAGAUUAAAUCUAAAGUUUUCGACUGACUGAAUUACACUGAAGCCUCCAGAUUGUAAGUUUAUAUUUGAGAUUGACAGACGCUUUUAUCCAAAGUGACGUUUAACUGAAACAUAAUGGUGUUAAGCAUAAUUCUAUGCAACCAAGGGUUAAAGGUUUUCCUCAAGGACCCAACACUGGUUUCUAGAUUUGAACAAUCUAUCAAACACUAGCUUGGAUAUCAGAUACUUUACUCAAAUCAUUAUUUUUGCACGACUCCAUCUGACCUCAUGAUCCAGGUCAUGGUAAUAAUUGGUCCAUAAAAUAUCCUACUUGUUAUUAGGACUGUUGUAUUAACAAAUAGUAACAAAUUCUCUCAAUUAAUUAACGCUUUUAUUCAUUAAAAUACUUUUGCCUGGG
Messenger RNA from Neoarius graeffei (lesser salmon catfish), 2635 nucleotides. RefSeq names its product transcription factor 25 (basic helix-loop-helix) (gene tcf25). NCBI's taxonomy places the organism in Eukaryota, Metazoa, Chordata, Actinopteri, Siluriformes, Ariidae. Gene Ontology annotation, cellular component: RQC complex. The transcript is spliced from 18 exons. The record is from RefSeq and is a predicted model, not a curated record. The coding region runs from base 91 to 2130 and encodes 679 amino acids.